AUGUCGGAGCACAGCAGAAAUUCAGACCAAGAAGACACCCUCAGUGAGGAGCUUAAUGAAGACGAGAUCUUGGCCAACUUGUCCCCUGAAGAGCUAAAGGAACUGCAGUCAGAGAUGGAAGUCAUGGCGCCUGACCCCCACCUUCCUGUGGGGAUGAUCCAAAAGGAUCAGACCAACAAGGCACCUACAGGAAACUUCGACCAUAAAUCUCUCGUUGAUUAUAUGUAUCUGCAAAAGGCGUCUAGACGCAUGGUGGAAGAUGAACGAGUUCCUGUCAGUUUUGUGCAGUCCGAGGAAAAUACCCAAAAACAGCAUGAAGUAAGAGACAAAGGCGUUAAAAACAUGCCCCAGUUUUUAAAAGAAAAGCUCAAUAGUGAAAUACUUGCGAAUAAAAGAGAAUCCAAUGGGAGCAAAAAUACACAAGAAACAGAAGAUGAUGAAGAAGAUGAAGACGAUGAAGAUGAAGAGGAUGAUGAAGAUGAAGACGAUGAAGAUGAAGAGGAUGAUGAAGAUGAAGAUGAAAAAGCCAAAAGAGAAAAAAAGGAACAAAUCCAAAACAGUUCAGGCGCUUGUCAGAAGCCGACUACGAAAGCACUGGAAGAACAAAAAGACAGACCAGAGACCAAAGACAAAACUGAGAAGAAAAUAGCCAAAUUAGACCCUAAAAAGUUAGCUCUAGAUACCAGUUUUCUGAAGGUAAGCGCAAGGCCUUCAGGGAACCAGACAGACCUAGACGGAAGCUUGAGACGCGUGAGACAGAACGACCCUGACAUGAAGGAACUCAACCUGAACAACAUUGAAAACAUCCCUAGAGAAAUGUUACUGGACUUUGUCAAUGCGAUGAAGAAGAACAAACACAUCAAAAGCUUUAGUUUGGCUAACGUUGGUGCUGAUGAGAGUGUAGCAUUCGCCUUGGCCAACAUGUUGCGUGAAAACAGGAGCAUCACCACGCUUAACAUCGAGUCCAACUUUAUCACGGGGAAGGGCAUCGUGGCCAUCAUGAGGUGCCUCCAGUUUAAUGAGACUCUAACCGAACUUCGUUUUCACAACCAGAGGCAUAUGCUGGGCCACCACGCCGAAAUGGAAAUCUCAAGGCUUCUGAAAGCCAACAACACUCUGCUGAAGAUGGGCUACCAUUUCGAGCUUCCGGGUCCCAGAAUGGUGGUAACGAAUCUGCUUACCAGGAACCAGGAUAAACGGAGGCAGAAAAGACAAGAGGAGCAGCAGCAGCAGCAACUUAAAGAGCAGAGAAAGCUGAUAGCUAUGCUGGAGAAUGGGUUGGGGCUGCCCCCUGGGAUGUGGGAGAGGUUGGGAGGACCCAUGCCGGAUCCCAGAAUGCAGGAGUUCUUUCAGCCUUCAUCCGGACAUCCUCUCACUGCUCAGGAAGUCCCCUUUGGUGGAAGAAAGGAAAUGAUCAAAAAUCCACCCCAACCUCCACAGUACAAGACCGACCCUGACUCCUUCAGGGUGGUGAAACUGAAGAGAAUUCAGCGCAAAUCUCGAAUGCCGGAAGCCAGAGAGGCACAGGAGAAAACCAACCUCAAAGAUGUAAUCAAAACGCUCAAGCCGGUACCGAGAAAUAGGCCACCCCCGCUGGUGGAAAUCACUCCCAGAGACCAGCUCUUGAAUGACAUCCGACACAGCAAUGUCGCCUAUCUAAAACCGGUGCAGCUGCCAAAGGAACUGGCAUAA
Messenger RNA from Cricetulus griseus (Chinese hamster), 1692 nucleotides. The record is from RefSeq and is a predicted model, not a curated record. Lineage: Eukaryota; Metazoa; Chordata; Mammalia; Rodentia; Cricetidae.